GGGAGAGGCGCCGCGUUUGCUGUGUCACCGAUGUCCGUCCAUUGAGAGUGGCGGUUGGGGGGGAGGGCGGUAUACGGGCACACAGGGGCUCAUUGUGUCCUGACAUCACGAGUUGGAGCCGGGGAGCCGCCAUUGGGGCCGGGCCGUGUUAUCCCUUUAAGCUGUAUGGAUGGCCACAUCAUCGCAGCAUGAGAGCCCAGGCCUAGCUGCUGACCCCUGUAUGUAUGAAAACAGUGAGGGGCCACAAGGGUCCGGAGCCGUGGACGACGCUCCUCAAACGCAGCCUCCCGGCGUCAACUGCGCGCCGACGGCGUCCACCGCCGAGCACCCGACGUCCAGAAACGGCGUUGAGGUGCAGCCAACCGGCAGCCAUGAAGCCACUGCUAGUCCACAGGGGGCCGAUGAACCGCGCCUGACCGGCCGAGGGAUGAAAUCGUCUCGGCUCAUCGUGGACACCGACCUUCUCAUCAGCGAGGUGAAGAAACGCCCGUCCGUGUACGACCAACAGGAGGACGACUACAGCGACCGCACCAAGAAACAGAAGUGCUGGGAGGAGAUCUGCGCCGUCCUGGUGUCAGGCUGGGAGGAGUGCACACAGCUGGAGAAGGGCCGCAAGGCCAAAGAGAUCCAGACACGAUGGAGGUCGCUGAAAGAUUGCUUCCGGAGGGAGCUGCACCUACAGAAGAAAGAAUCCCGGGGCGGCUCUUCUCCGGCUAAAAGGAAACGCUACAUGUUCUAUGAUCAGCUUACCUUCCUGGAGCCCAUGUUGAUGCGAAGAUCCACUUCUGGAAAAGCCUCAGACACGGCAGAGAGCCCCAAGUCGGAAGGCAGCGAUUCUGAGCCACCCCAGAGCCCUCUACCAGAACGUAUUCCACAAGUAUCGGACACGCCGCGACCCAAGAAGACCAAAGGAGGGGCCAAAGGUUUGGGGGAUUUCGAAAGCCAAAUCAUAGACAUGGUCGAUUGUCUUAAGAAAAGAAGAGACCACGAGGCUGACGAAGAUUACAAUUUUGUCCAAUCUCUGAUUCCAUACUUGAAGAAAGUGCCAGAACAGAAGAAGAUUGACCUGCAAAUAGACAUGCUAAGGCUGGUGAAGAGAUACGUACAGCCAGCAUCCCAUGGGGCACGUGACGGAAUAGAGCGCGGUCAGCACCAAUAAUGUGAAUGGACCCAACGGUGUCACUGCAGCUAAUACUUUCUGUAUCAUUUGAUGGGAAGCGUUGGAGAGAAGCACCCUUUCCCUGACUCUUGGACAGCAUGCCACAGGUGUCUUAAAAUGACAAAAAGUCAGAACGACAUUCUCGCUCUUGGGUUUCUCACCUCUAGCGGAGCAGCUAUUAGUCUUACAUUUACAGGUUGAGUUCUCCUAUGUGGCAAGAGCGUGGUGAAAGUGUACCAGCUUGACCUGUGCUAAGAGAGCGGAACAAAAAAAGUUGUCUUUGAAUCCAAAACGCACACAAAAAAAUAAAUAAUAAUUUAGUAAGCAUUUGUAGUUCUAACCUAAAUACUCACACCGUCUCCUUGAAUAAAACAAUUGCCUAGAGAUGAAGCCUUGAUCUAUUCCCUUUGUUUUCUUUGUGAAUGCAUCAAUUAUUCCAAAUGUUUUAUGCAACUUCUGAACUGUCAGCUAACCUUCAGAGGUUUCUUUGCAAAAUACUGAGGCCAAAAUAAAUGAGCAAAUUAAUUAUUCCA
Molecule: messenger RNA, 1692 nt
Organism: Rana temporaria (common frog)
Lineage: Eukaryota; Metazoa; Chordata; Amphibia; Anura; Ranidae
Exons: 4
Coding region: 170-1159 (329 amino acids)
Biological process (GO): regulation of transcription by RNA polymerase II
Cellular component (GO): nucleus; transcription regulator complex
Molecular function (GO): DNA binding
Source: RefSeq, a predicted model, not a curated record